Molecule: messenger RNA, 4330 nt
Organism: Ornithorhynchus anatinus (platypus)
Lineage: Eukaryota; Metazoa; Chordata; Mammalia; Monotremata; Ornithorhynchidae
Gene: ULK4
Product: unc-51 like kinase 4
Biological process (GO): protein phosphorylation
Molecular function (GO): protein kinase activity; ATP binding
Source: RefSeq, a predicted model, not a curated record
CGCAUGCGCCCUGGCUCCUGCCCGUUCCCACGCUCGGGCGUUUGAGCCUCGGCCGCCUCGGACGCUCCGCCGACGGUGGUGGGAGUAAAUUUAAAUGAACACUCAUCAUUUAUGGGAUGUAAAUUUAUUUGAAGAUGGACAAUUUUAUUCUUUAUGAAGAGAUUGGAAGGGGAAGCAAGACCACUGUGUACAAAGGACGGCGGAAAGGCACCAUUGAUUUUGUGGCCAUUCUUUGCUCUGAUAAAAGCAAAAGAGCUGAAUUAACUAAUUGGGUUCGUCUUACCCAUGAAAUUAAACACAAGAAUAUAGUAACUUUUCAUGAAUGGUAUGAAACCAGCAACCACCUCUGGAUGAUACUGGAACUGUGCACAGGUGGUUCCUUAGAAAUGGUUAUUGCUCAAGAUGAACAUCUCCCUGAAGAUGUAGUAAGAAAGUUUGGUAUUGAUUUGGUUACUGGGCUACAUUACAUUCAUGAACAUGGAAUUCUUCUUUGUGAUAUUUCACCUGGAAAGAUACUCUUGGAAGGGCCAGGUGCAUUGAAAUUCAGUAAUUUUUGCUUGGCUAGAGCAGAAGGUGAGAAUUUGGAAGAGUUCUUUGCUUUAAUUACCACAGAGGAGGGAGGAGGUGAUUGCAGUGAGAAUACUUCACAGAAGAACCCGAAAAAUAAAAUCAAAGGAGUGUCGGUAUAUACGGCUUCCAGAAAUUGUACAGGAACUGACUUCUCCACAGCAAGCGAUUUGUGGUCUUUAGGUUGUUUGCUUUAUGAAAUGAACUUUUAUUUUUUAGGAAGACCUCCAUUCUUUUCAGAAAGCUUAUUGGAAUUAAUUGAACAGAUUUUAUGUCAAGAUCCUCUACCCCCUAUGGCAAAAGGUUCCUCUGCUUUAGAAGCAUCUUCAGAAUUGGUUAAUUUACUCAAUGGCUUACUUCAGAAAGACCCUCAGAAAAGAUUGACCUGGAUAGAUUUGCUACAGCCCAUCUGGAAAGAUGCUUUCAGCAAUAAUGAUAUGUCUGUAACCGCUCAAGAAGCCAAAAUCAGCCAGGAAACUGCAGAGUGCUCGAGGCCUCAAGACUCUGAGGAACUGUUGGAGAGCCAAAGAAGCCCUCAGGAUGCACAAUCUACCAGGCUGAAGAACCGUCAGCAACUUAACCGUUCUUUCAAAUUAGAAAAUCCAGCUGAACUGCGACCGAAAAGUGCCAUUGGUGGUGAAGUUCUUGAAUCUAUGUUUCUACUCAGUUCCCGGCCCACUCCUAGAACAAGUUCUACAGUGAUGAUGAACCAUGGUAAUGGAAUAACUCAGCAAUCAGCCCCAGAGGCUUCUCAUCUGUCAAGGGUUAAAGAUACUCAUUGUAGUCAACAAGACCUGAAAUCCAAGAUGAAGGAGCUCAUCUACACAGACUCUGACCUGAUUGUGACCUAUAUUAUUGACAAUCCAAAGAUAAUCAAACAGCCGUCAGCAAGAUUUGACCCCAAAAUAUUGCCUUUUCCAGCACAUUCAGUGGACAGGCUAGAAUUUCUGCAAGGCCAAGACUGGGAUGUCUUUUUGCAGCAAUUAUGUCUAUUAACUGAAUCAACAGAGAAGAGUACAAGGAUUUUGAGAGCAAAAUUGAACCUGUUUAGCUAUCUGUGCACUGUGGCUAACCAUAAGGGAGUAGCAACCAGGUUAAUCAGCUCACAACUGUUCCCAUUGUUAAUCCAGCAGUUGCGAGGAGCUUCAAAUUGGGACCUACGUUCCAAAGUUGCUCGGGUGAUUGGUUUGCUGGCGUCACGUACAAUAGAACUUAAUGAAAAUGUACCUGUUACUGAGGCAGUCACUCUAUUAACUGAGCUAAUUAAAGAAAACUUCAGGAACAGCAAAUUGAAGCAGUGCCUUUUACCAACUCUUGGAGAGCUAAUCUACCUGGUAGCUAGUCAGGAAGAAAAAAAAGGGCACCCCAGAGAAUGCUGGGUUCUUCCCUUGGCUGCUUACACUGUGCUAAUGAGGUGCCUUCGGGAAGGGGAAGAACGGGUGGUGAAUCACAUGGCAGCAAAAAUUAUUGAGAAUGUCUGCACAACAACCUCCUCCACUGUACAGGGCUUUAUUUCAGGAGAAAUUGGACCAACUCUGUGGUACCUGUUCACUCAUUCCACCGUAGAUUCACUGAGAAUAACGGCUAUAUCGGCUUUAUGCAGAAUUACUCGCCAUUCCCCUAGCGCUUUCCAGAACGUCAUUGAAAAGGUGGGAUUGCCUGCUUUAAUCAAUUCACUGGCAUCUGCCAUAUGCAAAGUUCAGCAGUAUCUGCUCACCUUGUUCACGGCUAUGCUGUCACAUGGAAUUCAUCUUCAGAGGCUCAUUCAAGAAAAGGGUUUUGUUACCACAAUCAUCCGUUUAUUUGACAGUCCUUCAACUUCAAUUCGAGCUAAAGCCUUUUUGGUCCUUUUACAUGUUUUGAUUCCUAACCGAGAGAUGCUGCUGCUUAGUUGCCAAGCAAGACUGGUGAUGUACAUCGAAAGAGACAGCAGGAAGGCCACACCAGGAAAGGAGCAGCAAAGUGGCAAUGAAUACCUGUCAAAAUGCCUGGAUCUUCUCAUCUAUCACGUUGUGCAGGAGCUGCCAGGAAUUCUAGAUGACAUUCUUCGAGUGUUGGAAAAUGUUUCUGGACGUAAACAUCCAUCAACAGUUCAAGCUAAGCAACUGAGAAUAUACCUUCCCAUGAUGCCAGUGGUGCUUCAUCUUGUGACAUCACAGGUAUUCCGCCCUCAAAUUAUAACAGAGGAGUUUCUUUUCAACUAUGGAACUUUGCUUAAUCAUAUUAAAUCAAUAGACUCACGAGAGACUAACAUAGAUGGAGCCUUAGGUCAAAGUGCAUCAGAAGAAUUAAUUAACAUCACUCUGUUGGCCUUGGAAGCAGUAACACAGCAUCCAAUCUUCUUGACACUUUUUCGCUCUACGGUUGUGGACUCCAUCCUCCCUCCCCUAGUUUCUUUGGUUCUCAGUCAAAAUGUGGAACGGAGACUCUUCAGCUUGCGGUUGCUCUCAGAAACCACAUCACUUCUUGUGAGCCACGAGGUCAUGGCCGGGGAGAAAGAGGAGAGACUGGACUCGAACAACAAGCUUCUGUCUCUUGUUAGAGAGAUAUUACUUCCUCAAUGUGAACACAUACUUCUGGAGCCCGAUCCUGUCCCGGCUUACGCCCUGAAACUGCUCGUCGCAAUGACUGAACACAGCCCCAUUUUUACCAGCCUCGUGAAGGAAAGCAAGCUGGUUCCAGUUCUUUUUCAAGUUAUUUUGAAACACCAGAACAGUGUGCUGGGUAAUACGAUGUGGAAUGUCAUCGCCUUACUCAGAAAUUUGAUUGCUUCAAAAGAUUUGAAAAUGAAGUUACUUUAUAAACAAGGAUUGGUCUCUCACAUCUGUCACCUCUUAACUGAAGCUGCAACAGUGUACCUGGAAAUGGACAGUAAAAACAGUAUCAAGACUGCAAUUGCACUGCUUCUUUCUCUGCUUGAUAUUUUACACUGCAUGCUAACUUAUACCACCAACAUUGUACGGCUGACUUUGCAGGCCCAGAAGUCUGGAACAGGAGGGGACACUCAGGCUGCUGAAGACCUUCUGCUUAUCAAUAAACCCCUGACAGACCUAAUUAGCUUACUUAUUCAGCUGCUUCCCAGUGAGGACCCUGAAAUAUUUGAAAAUUCAUCAAGGUGCUUGUCAAUAUUGGUUCAGCUGUAUGGAGGGGACAACCCAGAUAGCAUGUCUCCAGAACAUAUUGAGAACUUUGCUAAGGUACUGAAGACCAAGAAGCCAAAGGAACUGAAGCUCUUGUUGAGAAUCAUGAAGAGACUGAUCACUUCAAACAAGCAGCACUUAGAGAGUCUGAGGAAUAAUGGAGGAAUUCUCAUCCAAGCCCUGGAGGAAAUGGCCCCGACUGCCAGCGGUCCUGCUGACACUAUUGCUUCCUUGGCUUCUGAGAUUCUCCAGUCGAUCAGAUGCUAGAGAGAUUAAGGCCACUUGAUCAAGCGUCUCGGUUUGCGCAUCCCAGCAUUGGCGGUGGACAGGAGCCCACCUCUGAAUACUGGGAGAGCAAAGAGCACCAGCUUUGGAAGCCCAGGGACGUUUCGGUAUCCACUUCCUGUGGAGGAACUCUUUCUAGCUUUAGAGCCAGGCCACCCCUGCUCAACUUUGGAGUGGGCUAGUUUCGGUGCUUUUGGUCACGCUGAAUUCCCCUCAGUUUGUCUUUCCGAAGGUUAUAGUGGGAGAGCGGCCCCAUUGUUUGUCUCAUGCUGGUCAGGACACUGGGCCUUGCCCAAGUGGGAUCGUGUUGCAAAUAAAGGGUUGAAUGGGAAUGGAAA